Molecule: messenger RNA, 1527 nt
Organism: Miscanthus lutarioriparius
Lineage: Eukaryota; Viridiplantae; Streptophyta; Magnoliopsida; Poales; Poaceae
Source: the annotation of a GenBank genome assembly
AUGUCGUCGGAGCCUCCACCCGCCCCCUCUGCCGCCGCCGCAGAGGAACUAGCUGCUGGCCUUUCCGCCGCCACCCUCAGCAAGAAGCAGCAGAAGAAGGACGCCAGGAAGGCGGAGAAGGCCGAGAAGGCGACGCAGCGCCAGCAGCAGCAGCAGCCGGCGGAUGCCGAGGACCCAUUCGCUGCCAACUACGGCGAUGUCCCCGUAGAGGAGAUCCAGUCAAAGGCCAUCUCCGGCCGCUCGUGGUCCCAAAUCGGCGACCUCGACGACUCUGCUGCGGGCCGCUCCGUGCUUAUCCGCGGAGCCGCGCAGGCUAUCCGCCCGGUCAGCAAGAAGAUGGCUUUCGUCGUGCUGCGCCAGAGCAUGAGCACCGUGCAGUGCGUGCUCGUCGCCAGCGCCGACGCCGGCGUCAGCACGCAGAUGGUGCGCUUCGCCACCGCCUUCAGCAAGGAGUCCAUCGUCGACGUUGAGGGCGUCGUCUCCCUCCCCAAGGAGCCCCUCAAGGCCACCACACAGCAGGUUGAGAUUCAAGUGAGGAAGAUCUAUUGCAUCAAUAGGGCUAUCCCGACCCUUCCAAUUAACCUUGAAGACGCGGCUCGGAGUGAGGCAGAUUUUGAGAAGGCUGAACUGGCUGGUGAAAAGCUUGUUCGUGUUGGUCAAGAUACCCGCUUGAACUACAGAGCUAUUGAUCUACGAACACCCUCAAAUCAAGCCGUAUUCCGGAUCCAGUGUCAAGUUGAAAACAAAUUCAGAGAAUUUUUGUUGUCAAAGGACUUUGUUGGGAUCCACACCCCAAAAUUGAUUUCUGGAUCUAGUGAAGGAGGUGCAGCUGUAUUCAAGCUUUUGUACAAUGGUCAACCUGCUUGUUUAGCACAGUCUCCUCAGUUGUACAAGCAAAUGGCUAUCUGUGGUGGUUUUGAACGAGUAUUUGAGGUUGGCCCUGUGUUUAGAGCAGAAAAUUCAAACACACACAGGCAUCUCUGUGAGUUUGUUGGUCUUGAUGCUGAAAUGGAGAUUAAGGAGCAUUAUUUUGAGUAUCUUGACAAAACCUUGAAGCUCCCUUAUGAGGAAGGGGUUCAAAUGUUGAAGGAAGCCGGAACAGAAAUUGAGCCUAUGGGUGACCUCAAUACUGAAGCUGAGAAAAAACUUGGUCGGCUUGUCAGGGAAAAGUAUAACACAGAUUUUUUCAUCUUGUAUCGAUAUCCUUUGGCUGUACGUCCGUUCUACACCAUGCCUUGCUAUGACAACCCAGCUUACACCAAUUCUUUUGAUGUCUUCAUUCGAGGUGAGGAGAUAAUAUCUGGAGCACAAAGGAUACACACUCCUGAGCUGUUGGCCAAGCGUGCAACAGAAUGUGGAAUUGAUGUGAGCACUAUUUCGGCCUACAUUGAAUCCUUCAGCUAUGGUGCACCUCCACACGGUGGUUUCGGGGUGGGCUUGGAGAGGGUGGUGAUGCUGUUCUGCGCCCUAAACAACAUCAGGAAGACCUCGAUGUUCCCGCGCGACCCGCAGAGGCUUGUGCCGUAA